Molecule: messenger RNA, 2215 nt
Organism: Salmo salar (Atlantic salmon)
Lineage: Eukaryota; Metazoa; Chordata; Actinopteri; Salmoniformes; Salmonidae
Gene: rfxap
Product: regulatory factor X-associated protein
Biological process (GO): regulation of transcription by RNA polymerase II
Cellular component (GO): nucleus
Source: RefSeq, a predicted model, not a curated record
AGAGAGAGAUAGUUCCAUGUCGGACCACCAGAGAGCAGCCUGCAGAAGGACUCCUCCCUGUCAUGGUCUCUCGGGCAGGGUGUCCUCGUUUGUUUUUGUUGUGUGAGAGGAGGAGAAGCAUCCAGACUGCACAUUAAGCAUUUUGGGGUAUUUAUAAAUCAUUUCCUCAGUUAAUUAUGUGUAGUUGCUUUUAGAUCUAGGUAGCUAUAACCGUAUUAUUUGGUUAGAGUGGUCCAUCGCUUCGUGCAGAGACUCACUCAGGUCUAUGAGAGGGAAGUGAAUGAAAUGUCAAGCCAGCCAGCUACAUAGCUGUAGUUAGCUAACGUUACAUCAAGAUUACGGGACAGGCCACUUCUCUGGGCAACGUUAUCCAUUUUCUACAACAUCGUAGGGGAAUAUUUGAUCUAAAUCAUGAGUGAAGAGGAGAGUUCCACCUCAUCGGGUAACAACAAGGACUCGAGUAUUUCGCUUCUAUUAACCAAGGACGGACAGACGUACUACGUUGACAAGAGCGGUGUUGUCGACAGUAGAAAUGUAGUCACGCCGCAAGACUCGUACAAUAAUAACAUGUUCUCGUACGACAUGGACGAUGCCGACGAGGAGAGCGAUGUUUUGGACACGUCGGAUCCCCGUGACAGCGCUGCGAGUCCCGAAGAACUGAACGAGGAAGACGUGUUCGGGGAGAACGAGAACGUGUCGAAGACGUGCACGUACGACGGUUGUACGGAAACCACGACCCAGGUAGCAAAGCAGCGGAAGCCGUGGAUGUGUAAGAAGCACCGCAACAAAAUGUACAAAGACAAGUACAAAAAGAAGAAAAGUGAUCAGGCUAUGUCCAGCGGGAAACAAGAUGAGAGCUUGGAGGAAAGGCCUGUGUCUGUGAAUAAGCAGCGUCUCGGCACCAUGGGGGACCGGCCGGCCAGACCCUCCCUCAUAGAACAGGUGCUCAACCAGAAGAGACUGUCUCUGCUGAGGAGUCCUGAGGUCAUCAGGUUUCUACAGCAGCAGCAGCGUCUCCUGACCACCCAAAGUCACAGCCAAUCGCAGCCUGACUUCCAGGGCUGCUAACGGGACAACAGGGGGAGGGGCCAGCCGCUCUGUGUGUGUCCACCUCCCAGACAUGGGUUCUAGAAUCUAGAACCUUCUGGAAUUAUGUUAACUCAUUCUGGAACUAUUCCAUCUAUCACGGUGACAGGAGAAGGGCACAGUUGUUAGUACCUAGCUAACUCAUGAGGAUUAACUAACACCUAACCUUAACACAACCCUGACAUUACCCUAACUAUUUUAUGACCUGUUCACUUGAUAUGUGCAAGCUGUCAAGUGCACCGCUCGGACUGGCGCAGGACUAGACCCCAAACCUCGGCGCUGCCGUUCUUACGUGGUUUUCCCUUCCUGCUUUCUUACGCAAUAAAUCAUGUGAGCCUAUACCCAAAACCAUAAAGAAACUGAAAUCCUAAUGUACUGUACUGCCCAUCCGGUGAGGUGAUACAGCAUGUCCAUCUAGUGGCGCCCAGCGAAAGAUAUUCAGGCUUGUUUACAGGAGUAGUAAAGACUGGGGCCCUGGCAGAAUAUUACAGAGUAAUGGAGACUGUAAUGGAGAGUAAUGGAGAGUGUAAUGGAGAGAGUAAUGGAGAGUAAUGGAGAGAGUAAUGGAGAGAGUAAUGGAGACUGUAAUGGAGACUGUAAUGGAGAGAGUAAUGGAGAGAGUAAUGGAGAGAGUAAUGGAGACUGUAAUGGAGACUGUAAUGGAGACUGUAAUGGAGACUGUAAUGGAGAGAGUAAUGGAGAGAGUAAUGGAGACUGUAAUGGAGAGAGUAAUGGAGAGAGUAAUGGAGACUGUAAUGGAGACUGUAAUGGAGACUGUAAUGGAGACUGUAAUGGAGACUGUAAUGGAGAGUAAUGGAGAGAGUAAUGGAGACUGUAAUGGAGACUGUAAUGGAGACUGUAAUGGAGACUGUAAUGGAGAGAGUAAUGGAGACUGUAAUGGAGACUGUAAUGGAGACUGUAAUGGAGAGGUAAUGGAGAGAGUAAUGGAGACUGUAAUGGAGACUGUAAUGGAGACUGUAAUGGAGACUGUAAUGGAGACUGUAAUGGAGAGAGUAAUGGAGAGAGUAAUGGAGACUGUAAUGGAGAGAGUAAUGGAGAGAGUAAUGGAGACUGUAAUGGAGACUGUAAUGGAGACUGUAAUGGAGACUGUAAUGGAGAGAGUAAUGGA